Molecule: messenger RNA, 6148 nt
Organism: Cephus cinctus (wheat stem sawfly)
Lineage: Eukaryota; Metazoa; Arthropoda; Insecta; Hymenoptera; Cephidae
Gene: yki
Product: transcriptional coactivator YAP1
Exons: 6
Coding region: 1313-2695 (460 amino acids)
Biological process (GO): hippo signaling; positive regulation of transcription by RNA polymerase II
Cellular component (GO): cytoplasm; nucleus
Molecular function (GO): transcription coactivator activity; protein binding
Source: RefSeq, a predicted model, not a curated record
CUCGGCGCUCCGGCGACGUGCGUAGGGUAGCGACUCGCGGCAGAACGACUAGUAGCUGUCUGUCUGGAGUGGCUGGUUGGUGCUUGUCUGCCUACGUAGUACGACAACUCGUGUUCCUUGGUGCGCGUUCAGUGUCGUCCUCCCAAAGCGUCCUGAAGGGGCGUAUCGGUGGGACCUGUGUAUACCUAGUGCUAGCCCUGUUGCUCGAGUGUCGAGUUCUACUAAGGUGCUUUAAUGUCCGGCGCUAUUCCGUCCGUCUGGCCGAGCCAGGAGCGAUCGUGAUUAUUACGGAACGGGCGGCCACCGCUGACGCUGACGAGCAUUCAGAGAGAGAGAGAGAGAGAGAGAGAAAGAGGUAGCAGAGCACAGUGCCUUUUCAGAAGUGCUAUAAUAGUUAAGAAUCCGAAAAGUGCCUUUACGUAGAACGAAGCUGGGAGAUAGAAUAGGAGGAAGAAGAAGAAAUAAAAAGAAAAUAUAGCUAGUAUCUCCUAUACGGAGAGACUUAAAGAAGGUAUACUGGAUGCUCUUGGAUAGUACAAAAAUACUAAGCCAGGAAGUACAUGGUUCUAGCAACUCUAGAGAGUAUGCUACGAGAGUUCGAUUAACGGAGGGAGAGUACUUGGUUAAGGCUUAUUGUACCGUUGCGUCGCUGUCGCAUGUUUGUAAUCAGCGAAUUGGAGUAGGAAGGUAUAAAUGUAUAACUAGGAGAAUUAGGUAAAGUUGCAAGCGCGAGGUUAUAGAAGUCACGGUGGGAAAGAUCCGCGAAGGGUCUUAGAAGCGGCAGUGGCGGCAGCAACAGCAGUAUUGUCCUACUGCUUGUUUUGUUGUCUCACACCGAGAGGAGGAGAAGACAGUGCUGGAGGUAGCAGAGGAGGUUUCCUCGUUGUCGUCGGCGGUGGUGGUGGCGGUGGCGGUGGCGGUGGUGGUGUCAGCAGCGUUGAAUGUGGAGAAAGAAGAGGAAGACGAAGAGAAGGUAAAGGAAUUGAAGAAGAGGAGGUCGCGAACGCUCGCUUACUAAGCUAGUAAGGGAGAAGAGAAGAAUUAGUGGUGUGGAAGUGUAUAGUGAAGUUGAGUGUGCACGAGUCAGCAGCGAGAGAGUCAACCGGAGGUGUGAGUGAGUAGGAGAGGGAGAGAGAGGGUCGAGUGGCCGAAGGAGAAGAAAGAAGAAGAAAAAGAAGCAAGGAGAGACAGCAUCUUGGCUACAUGUAUACUUAUACGUGAGGAGGAGCAUCUAGGUAUAGCCGAGUACGAGAAAGAUUCUAUCCUAAGAGAGCCAGAUACACUGCCUCCUCGGCAGAAAGACGGAUCCAAAAUGGCGUUGAACCAGGACGGCGUCGAACAAUUGUCCAAGAGUAAUCUGGUCGUUAGAAUUGAUCAGAACUCUGAAUCGGAUCUACAGGCCCUUUUCGACAGCGUCCUGAAGCCGGACUCGAAGCGGCCACUUCAGGUACCACUGCGUAUGCGCAAUCUGCCAGACUCAUUUUUCAAUCCCCCGUCGACGGGCAGCAAGAGUCCCUCGAUUUCGCAUUCGCGGGAGAAUUCCGCGGACUCGGCCUUCGGUACGGCCGCUGUAGUUGCGGUUGGUGGCAGUGCAGCUGGCACUGCUGCACCGGGAGGCUCGGCCGGUGCAACUGGUACUGCGGGAGGUGCUUCAGGGGCGGCAGCAGUCGCGGGUGCUGCUGGGGCCGCUGGUCUCACCGUAGCUCAUCCUAGGGCGCACAGCAGCCCAGCAUCCCUUCAGCAAACGUACGCAUCGGCACAACAGGCACCGCAGCACGCUCCACAACCUCAUGCUAGGCAUCAUCAUCAUCAGAAACAGCGCAGCUACGACGUCAUCAGCACCGUUGACGAUUUGGGUCCGCUACCUCAUGGGUGGGAACAGGCACGCACUCCAGAGGGUCAGAUAUACUUCCUCAAUCAUUUGACGAGAACCACGACAUGGGAGGAUCCACGGAAGACAGCGGCCGCCGCGAAUGUAGCAGCCGUAGCGGCGGCCGUCGAGAGUGGAAAAACGUCUACGGGUGCCACCAGCUCACUGGGACCGCUUCCCGACGGCUGGGAGCAGGCACGUACUCAGGAAGGAGAGAUUUACUUCAUCAAUCAUCAAACUCGCACCACCUCCUGGUUCGACCCUAGAAUCCCCUCUCAUCUUCAAAGAGCUCCUACCUCCGGUGCCAUGCUACCUCAGAAUUGGCUCCAGCAACCUGGAGGCGGUGGUAUACAGAGCAAUCAGACCCUACAAGCCUGUCAGCAAAAGCUUCGUCUUCAGUCUCUACAGAUGGAACGCGAACGCCUGAAACAACGUCAACAGGAAAUCAUAAGACAGCAAGAACUGAUGCUGAGACAGAGCAAUACGGAUGCUGCGAUGGACCCCUUCCUGCCGGGUAUAAACGAGCAGCAUGCGCGUCAGGAGAGUGCUGACAGUGGUUUGGGACUUGGUUCGGCGUAUUCACUUCCUCACACGCCGGAAGACUUCCUGGCGAACAUCGACGACAACAUGGAUGGGACGAGUGAGGGUGGUGCGCCGAUGGAAACACCGGAUCUUUCUACCCUGAGCGACAACAUAGACUCCACCGAUGAUCUCGUGCCUUCUCUUCAGCUCGGCGAAGAGUUUAGCAGCGAUAUCCUGGACGACGUACAGUCGCUCAUCAAUCCCAAUCCCAGCAAACCCGAGAACGUCCUCACGUGGCUGUAGUGGCACCCCAACCUGGAUGAUCUUCGCUGCAGUAAGGUGCUCGACGGCUGCUCCUGCGAAUUGCGAUAACCGAUGCGUCUAUAUACAUUUUUAAGAAACCACAACGACGGCGUUCAGGGUUGUGUGUGUGUGAGAGAGAGAGAGAGAGAGAGAGAGAGAGAGAGAGAGAGAGAGAUCAUUCAUGUUCAGAAGUGUCAGUUCGGAUACCGGAAGUAACGUUUCAUUUCCAAACGCGGUACACGUAAGCAUCUUUAUGUGUUCUAUUUAUUUUCUUAAAAGCCACGAACCGGAUGUGGCCUGCCAAGGAAGUAAGGAUAACAAGUGAAUUACAUGAAACUUCGAGCCCUCGAGAUACAAGUAAUACGACAUUUACUGCUCAAUCGUCUCUCGCCCUUCUGCGAACGUAUAUAUAUAUAUAUAUAUAUAUACACACUGUUUUAUAUAGGAUUAUAUAUAUUGACAUACACCUCAAGAGACUCGUGGCUCGAUUCAUAAUCUCUCUUUUUCUCUUUCUCCUUAUCAGUCUCUCUCUCUCUCUCUCUCUCUCUCUCUCUCUCUCUCUCUCUCUCUCUCUCUCUUGACUUCUUUGUAUAUAUGCGCGUGUAUACUCGCCAACGUCAUGUAAAUAGACUCUGUAUUUUUUCUUUCUCACGGUUAAACGUCCGCCCAAGAGAAACGCUGUGGGAGAGAUAGAUAGGGAGCGAUAAAAAAUAAGAGAGAAAGAGAGAAAGAUAAAUAUAUAUAAACGAAACUAGAAGAAAAAGAUAAAGAAACUAUGGAACGCCAUGCAUCGCGAAAAUAAUCUUGAUAAUACGUAACCGCGAGCCUUUCGCGUUAAUUGCGAUAAGCAAUUGCGAAGGGGCAAGGCGAUGACGAAGAACAAAAACAUGGCGUUCUCACGACCUCCGGUCCGUGUCGAGCUUAUCUAUUUAUAUAUAUAUAUUUUUUCUAUAAAUAUAUAUAGAAAAUGAAAAUGUAUUUUCUCGAGCCGAGCUCAAGUCUUGUAUUCAUGACGUAUCGAAGAUUCGAUGAUCGACGAAAUAAUUGUAAAUCUGCAUUAGCGAUUUCCUGAACGGAAGCGGAGUAAAAAUGCAGUAGAAUGUUGAAGAUACGACAGAAUAUUGCUGGCUGCGACCGGAAGUCAACGAUUCGUCGUUGGGCGACGAUGAGGCGUUGAAAGUGCAAUUAUAUUUGAAGAAAGAGAGAGAGAGAGUGAGAGUGAUACGAGAGAUCAAGGGGGACGAAAGUCAUGCAUGAGGCGAAAUCGAUUAAUUUUCGGGUUGGCAGGGUGACUUUCUUAUCAGUGCCUUAUAAAUUGUAGGAGAGAGACUUUUUGAGUGGAAUGUCACGAGAAAGUGUAUAUCCGACAUUCUUAGAUACGUAUACAAUAUAUAGUUAAGAGUGAGAGAGAGUGAGAGCGUUAUAGUGAGAAUGAGAAAAAGAAAUAGAUAAAAAAAUAUUUAAAAACCGGAAAAUACGAACCGGUUGACGCCGUCAACUUUCAAAGCAAUAACCGUCCAUACGAAACGUUUACGUGAACACGUGGUAAUUGUUAUAAAAUAUAGGCAGCACGUUUUUUGACCUUUAAAUAUUUUGAGGGAGGUUACGAAGUGAACACAAAAUGAAUAUAUAUAUAUUUUUUUUAUAUAUAAAGUCUAUACUUGUUACGAAUUGCAGUUUUAUUGGUGUCGGCGAUAGGGAGAGACGAGAGAAUUCGAAGGAAAAGAAUAAGAUACGUGGAUAAAACUAUUAAAAAAUCGACAAGAGCAAUAAUUAUAGAUAAUAAUAAUGUGCGUGAGAGAAAGAGUGAGAGUGAGAAGCGAAGAAUUAAAAGAUGGAUGCCGUUUAGAUUUUAAAAUUCCCUUAACGUUUUAUACUAUACACACAGUUAUAUAAUGAAAGUUGCAAGAGAAGUAUAUGAUAUUUAUAGAAUACUUAAAUAUCUUCUAGCCCUAAGUAUCAGCACGGGCUGCCUUUCUGGGACUCACCCACGUAUCCCUGGCAAAGGUGAGGGCCCUCCCUUCGUUAUUAAAUUGUACGUUUUUUUCUUUGUCUUUACACUUUGUAAGAGCUAUUAUAUUAUUAUAUAUAUAUUAUAUAUUGUUAAUAUAUAAUAUAUAUAUAUAAUAAGGUCAAUACCGUCCGUUGUGUUCGGUCGGUACAGCUGAUAUUAUGCAUAUACAUGUAAUUAAUUAAGUUGGCAGCUUAGCCUGUAACGUAUGAAAUUUAAGAGUGACACGACUCAACGUCAUUUUCAUUAACUUUUUUGAAUCGACUUUUACGAGCUUCGAUAUCAGUAUCGAUAAUUGAAUUUUAAUGGCGGUUGAUAUUAAAAUGAAAUUCAAAAUGAAAUAUAAAUGUAAAGCAAUGGACACUAGUAUAUAUUAGCCCGGGUCAGUUGUUGGGGCGAUAUAGUUUUUCUCGUUAAUGAAAAUGAAAGUUAAGGACAAUGGCGGAUUGUCGUUUACAUUGCGCGACGGCCCUAAGGUCUCCGUCACUCUUACUUUUGGUUAUUUUAAUUUAGGAUACUCCGAUCGGAGCUGAAGAGGAAACGAGAUGCGAGAGAAACGUGAAGUAGCGAAAGUCGUUUUGUAAAUUUAAUAUGUUGGCAACGUGGAAAAGAAAGAGGAAAAGGAAGAGGCGUAAGUGAAGGAGAAGAAAUAGAUGGCUCUCUCCGACUUUUCUUAUCGUGACGGAAAAGUAUAUUGCGGAGACGUUGGCUUUUCAAUUGAUAUAUUUAUCACGUCUUGUAAUCCUCACAUGUCUCGGCUUCACCUCGUUUACUUUCCACGUUGACGCCCUAAGGUUUCAUGUCUGUAUUAGAAGGUUAUGGCGUGCGAGUAUAAAUGGAGUUUUAGGUUAUGUUUAGACUCGAUUGUCAGUUUCUUUUCUUUUCUCUGGAGAAAACGCUCUAAUCGGUAUGUUUAUGUUAUUAUUACUUGUAUCAUAGGACUGAAACGUUGAAGAGUAAUAAUAUUCAUAAGGCGCGAUUAAUUGUCGACCUUUUUUUAUUAUUAAAAGAAAAGAAAAACAAGAGCAACUGCGCUUCCUGAAGAGACUACACUGGACGCGGAGUGAUCCUUUGUAUUCUUUUUUUCUUUUUAUUCUGUAUAAAGACUAACCUGAGGUCAGUUUAAGUAAAAUUUGAGAUUACGACCGUAGGACUAUCGCAAUUAAUUAUUUUAUCGACUCGCGUAAGUUACUAAGCAUAACCUGUGGGACACUCCGUGACAGAAGCUCGUAUUUUUUCAGAAGCCCAUUUAUACUAUACAUAGGAACCUUAUAAUUGUAUAUCAUUUUAAUUACAGUUUAACGAUACUAUUAAUAAAAUCGACUACCACCUCCCCUCCCACCCUAUACCUUGCUUUUGGUUUAAAUAAAAAAAAAAAAAAUGAACACUGUACGUAGUUUACGUCAGGGGAGUCUUCGCCGUUAGUUUAUUGUACAAUAAAA